CCCCCCCCCCCGGGCAUGUCCGCGCCGCUGGGCGCCGCCGGGCGCCGCCUGCCCCGCCGCUGAGCGCGGGCGCGGGGCGGCGCGCAUGGCCGGAGCGCCGCGGCGGUGACCCCCGCGCCGGCCCCGGCGGCCGCAGGCGCGACCAUGCGGAUACCACGGCUGCCGGGAAGCAGGUCGGGCUGCCCGGUAGGAAGCCACGCUUGGAUGUUAAUAGCCAUGUUUCAACUAGCCAUGGAUCUCACCGCCUGCGAGUCCGCGGCUGGAGGCCAGGGGCUGCGGCUCGCGCAGAGGCCGUCGCCCCGGCACAGGCUGCCCCGCGGCCCUUGGUGGAGCCCUAAAAGCGGCCAGGAGCUGCGGAUGCCCGGCCCCGCCUGGACCCCCGUCUCCGCGCAUCCCGACCGGCCGCACGGGCUCGUCCAGCGGUACCGGCCGCGGCGGCCGCCCCGCGCCGCGGAGCAGCCCCCGGGCCCCCCCGCCGGGCGCGCGGCCAGGGCCAGGCGGCACCUGCGAGGCGGCGCGUCCCGGCCCGGGGGCGGCAGGGCCACCGCCGUGCCCGAAGUCAUCGUGUGGGGCCCCACGGGCGAGGAGGACUCCCUGGAGACCAGCACGCUGCCCGGGCGCUUCGGCCCCGCCGCCGCCGCCGCCACCACCGCGGCCGCCUGGCAAGCCGGGGCCACCGCGGGGGCCGCCCCCGCCACCGCCGCCCCGGCCACCGCCGCCCCGCCGCCCCGGCGGCCCCCCGCCACGCCGGUGCCGGCGGGGGACGCGCGCGGGAGCCACCCCGGCCGCGGGAGCACCACGGAGCCCUACGGCGGCAGCGGCAAGGAGGCGCGCCCGCCCCGCGUCCUGGGGGACACCUCAGGUCUGGCGGUUCAUCAGAUAAUCACUAUUACAGUGUCCCUCAUCAUGGUCAUAGCGGCUCUGAUAACAACUCUUGUCUUAAAGAAUUGUUGUGUGCAGAGCGGGAACACGAGGCGUAACAGCCACCAACGCAAAAUCAAUCAGCAGGAGGAGAGCUGCCAGAACCUGACGGACUUCACGCCCGCCCGGGUGCCCAGCAGCCUGGACAUAUUCACCGCCUACAACGAAACGCUGCAGUGCUCCCACGAGUGCGUCAGGACCCCGGUGCCUGUGUACACGGAGGAGGCGUUGCACUCGCCCGGAGACUAUAAAACCACUUUCAAUGGAAACAGACCCUCUUCUUCUGAUCGGCAUCUUAUUCCUGUGGCCUUUGUGUCUGAGAAAUGGUUUGAAAUCUCCUGCUGACUGGCCGAAGCCUGUUUUCCACCCGGGGGCAGGGCAGACGCCACGUGGCUGUUUCCUGGAUUCCAUUGGUGAACCUGUAAAAAACAAUAAUACUGGGUUACCUAUACCUACCAUUUCUGUCUACCAGUAGGAGACUCAGAGAGCAGCGUCCUAUGGGCCAAAUAUAUUUUUAUAGAAAUGAACACGCCUAUAGGUAACUGCAUUCUUCAAAGAGCGCAUAUUUUGGAGAAGAGAAAAAAUGUGCAAGCAAAGAAUCCUGUGAAGGAGGAGGAAUCGGAGAAGAAGAAGAGGAGGGAGAAGAGACUGGACGUCUGGAGCUCGGGAUACGGACUCUGAAUUUGAACCUGUGCCAAUAAUACCGUUAUGUGCCAUGUACUGAUGCAAAAGACUUCGCGCGAAGCUGAAGCUAAGUCGCUAACACAUAGAAACGUUGUAGAGACGGGGUGGGGUGGCAUCUCUUCCGACAGAGUCGUUCGUUCUGGCCAAUAUACAUACAUAUUAUAGAGAGAGAGAAAAUAUAUAUACACACACAAACACUUUUUGUACUGUAGCAAUUUUUGAAGAUCUUAAAUACUCAUUUUUAAAGAAAAUGUCAUGGGCUAAAAAUCUAAUUUCUUUAACAUGCGUAAUAUGAACUAGGUGAACUGAUGUUUUCUACUUUGGCAGCUUGCCUUUCAAACCUAUAUGUGUAUAUAUAGAUAGACAUAUAUACAUAUAUAUAUGUGUGUGUGUAUGUAUAGACAUAUAUAUGUAUGUAUACAUUAUAUAUAUAUAUAUUUUUUGGAAAUAGAUUUCCCCUAGCGGAUGCUGGGCCGUAGCCACGGAGCGGCGGGGACCCCCUGGGCCGGCGGCGGGGCCGGCGCUCGGCCCGGCUCCCCUCCGGCACCCGGCGCGCGGAGGAGGGCAGCGGCGCGGGCGGCCGCUCGCUCGCGAGCGUCCUGGUUCUCCCGGCUCCGAAAGGACGGGCAGCGGUUUUGGAGGCUGGUCUGAAGCGUGAGCAGGGUGGAGGCGUGUUUGGAACGUAGCUAAAAAUACGCGUCUGGGCCACAUUCACAAAGUGCAUUCCUACCAUACAGAAAUCACAGAAACAGCCCAAUUCAACCCCAGAGGCGACGAGCGGGGAGGGAAGCCGUGAGCUCCGGGCGCUCCCGGGUCCUGCUGUGCCGCUCGCGCAUGGGCACUCGCAGCUCUGUCGGUGCUCCCCAAGUCGGGUUCCCGGGCGUCCCGGCUGCGCGGAGCGACUCCUGCUCCGUGCGGACCUGUGUCCUCGGGAAGCGACCGACGGCCUUCUCACGCGGCUUUGUUCCCAGAGUGCAACAAAUAGGGGCUUCCCUUCCCAGAAACAGCCACUGUGGCUGCACCGAGGCGGCGCGCACCGCUGCACCGUGCCGUCGCGGGCGGACGCCGUCGCUGCGCCCGAGACCCGCGCCGAGGGUCCCCGUCUCCCGCGGCCAGGUAGGGGCUGCCGGGGCGGGGGUGAGCUUUGGCCACGAGGUUCUGAGCCCUUUUUGGACCGCUGUGUUGCUCGGUGGGUGGAAGGAGAUCCUGAGAAGCCGUUUCUUCCCGUUGCUUUAGGGAGCGCUGAUGCUCCUCGUGUUUCCGUGUCGUGCCCAGGGCUGGCCGGCACCGGCGGCGAGCGGCGGUAAGCGUUGCUCGGGCCGCGCAGGACUUCCCAGGGCUGAUUCGACGCCGGCGCGUCUCCCCGGCCUCCGUCCCGCCUCGCCCAGGGAAGCUCCCGAGCGGCGCUGGCCUCCGUCGCGCCGUGCCGCGGCGGCCGGCGUGCGCGCGGUGGAGGCAACCUCAGCUCGCUCGCCGAAGAGCCGCCGGCUGCUCGGGUGGGUGAAACCAGCGUCCAGAAGCGUCCGUGCCGCUUUGAAGCGUUGCCCCGUGACCGCCGGAGGUGGGUUUUUGGGUACGUUCCAGGGAUGGGCUUCUGUUGGCAGCAGCUUUGCUCAGAGACGCGUUGCAGGAGUUAGAUGCGGGUCUUUCCCUGGAAGAGGAAUUCUGGAUGUGAGCGCGUGGAUCCGCUAGGAAAGCUUCCUCCGGCUGUCCGAAGCAGGGAGGGGGCCAGGCCGGUCCCCUGCGCCGCGGCCCAAGGCCGGCGCGGUGCCCGGGAGCCUUUCCCUUUGCCCCGGCGCUCUUGGCCAGGCUCUCGACUGGCACGAAAACGUCCUGCGCGCCGUCCGCGGUUACUGGGAGCGUUGAGUAGCAUUAGGAAAGGAAUCGCAGGUUUCGUGCGCUGGGCAGAGGUGGAGGUUCCCGGGCCGCUGGUGAGGUCUCCGCCGGAAGACGACUGAAACGCGACGUUUUCCCGGGAAGCGUGCCCUGGCUGCUGCAGACGCCGUCCGUCGCUCCGGUCGCCUGGGGUCCAGCCACGGUUGGCAUCUGCUGCUUCGAGCGCGUCCCACUCCAAGCCUGGCUUUCCCUGAGCGGGUCGUGCCAAGACACAAGUUGGCGGAAAGAUUUCGGGGAUUUUUCUUCUCUCGGAAGUCACCUCGUACCUAAAGGAGGGCAUCUCCCCCCCCCCCGAAAUGAUAAUAUAGCUAUACGACAACUAUGAUUUCGCAGCUUCCUUGUUGUUUUAGUUGAAGCGUCCAGACUGCUUGGUUUAUGUGACGUAGCGUCACAGAAUCUGCUCAGUGUCAGAUAACGCAAAGUUUUUCUGUUACGUUGCUUCAAAGCUCCCUGAGCGGAAAAGACAGGAGAAUUGAGACCAAAGUCUUCGAGUUGUUUUUGUAAACUGCCCUUCAUAAAUGUUAAUAUUCUGUUGAAGUUAUUCAGAUAUGCAUUUCUACUAAUCCACUAAUUAUUCAGCUCCAUUUCCUUAUCAGAAUGAAUGUGCAAUUAAAAAAACAGUAGAAACUUCUGGUAUUAUACAGUCACUUGUUUCCGUAUUAUUUCCUGUCCUUUUCUGGUGGAACCUAGUUUUUGGAAGAUGUCCUCCGAAGAAAUCUUCCUCGCUAGAGCCGGUUGUUGCCUAUGGAUUUGAACCAGGCAUCUUUGGAGGCGUUGGCAGCCGUGUCCGAGACUUUGACGAAGUCUGAAUGACGUUUCGAGUCCUUUCUGCGCGGGGCCGGCAGGUUCCUGUCGGAUGCAGCCGGUUUUGUUGCGCGGCAGAACUCGCGGCCUGCGGCAGGGCGACGGCAGAGCUGCGCGGCCCGGGGCCGGGCUCUCCCGGCCGCGUCCGCGUGCCCGAGCCCGCGUCCGUCCUGCCCGCGCUGCUGGCGCGCGGAGGUUUCACGUGCUCGGCAGAGCCGCUUCGCGCCGCAGCAGCGUGCUUCCAAAAUGCUCCAUUAAAGGCGUAACGUACCACCUUGUUUUGAUUACUAAUUAAUUCUGCUAAUCAGCGUUAUUAUUAUUAUUAUAAUUUGGACGUGCGUAGUGCUGAUUCCACCCUCGCUUCCGCCGGGAGAAGCCUGGGUAACGCCGGUGCGGUGAGCAGAGUGGAGCAGGGCUGGAGGAGGCGGGAGUUGGCGGCCCCCCAGACCCCCCGCGCGUCCCGGCCCGGGUGCCCGUUCCUCCGCGCGCAGGGACAUCGCGCUAACGUCCCCCUUCCCGCGGGCCAUGCACCGAGGGCGCGUGUCCCGGGGCCCGGAGCACCGCCAGCAACACCCCGGGACGCGAGCCCCUGCUUGGGCAAGCCCCUAACCCAAAGCCUGCGCGAGCGGUGCGGUUUCUGGGUGACCACGUCAGUGCAGUCCCUCGGUUCAGCGCGGCUUCUGGGUGACCACGUCGGUGCAAUCCCUCGGUUCAGCGCGGCUUCUGGGUGACCACGUCGGUGCAAUCCCUCGGUUCAACGUGGUUUCUGGGUGACCACGUCUGUGCAGUCCCUCGGUUCAGCGCGGUUGCUGGGUGACCACGUCGGUGCAAUCCCUCGGUUCAGCGCGGUUGCUGGGUGACCACGUCGGUGCAAUCCCUCGGUUCAGCAUAUUGGGGCUUUUGUGUUUGACCUGUGUAAACGGUGCAGCCCACGCGAUGACUGGUGUUUGCUCCCCCGGUAGUUGAAUUUUCCCUCUCCGUUUCGCACCUCUUGCCUCGGCCCCCUUCCAAUGUGGAAUCGUGUGCUGUGCUUUUCCCACGGAUCUUUCUGUUCCUUUGUAUCUGCCGGCGGCACCGAGUAGUUCUCGUGGGUAUUCCAGUGUAAUCUCGAUAGCGAUUUAACAUCAUAAAAUACAUCUCAGCUCCCUCGUUCCCGGCUGUCUGAAGCGUUGUUCUGCGUCUCUGCGUCCGCGGAGCCCGCUGGCGCGUUGGGACCGAGACGCGGCGCGGCGCGGGGGGCGAAGGCGGACGGGGGAGGCCCCGCGCCGCGCGUUGAUCCGCCGGCGGGGAGGCCCCGGGGAGGCCGGGCAGCGGAGAGGAGAUGGGGGGGGGGUGCGCGCGUUUGGGAGGAGGCAGUCGAGUACCUUUGGCCUCGGACGGCUCGAGCGGACCUCGGACGGCAGGAAUUACGUGAGCUUUGCGCGCAAUCCGCCAAAGGACGCACGCACGCGGGCGCCGAGCGACUGGCCGGCGCCGAAGUGGAGCAGACGUACAUGCACAAUCUUCCCUCGGUUGUGAGGACCAACAGCACUUGCACUUUAUCGGAGGAGCCCCCGCGUCCCUGCGCGCGCCAAGCGCAGCGGAGAGAGGAGCCGCUGCCGGCGGGGAGGCACGGAGACGGACGAACCGGAGCUCCAGGUACGGAUCGACAAGGCAGGACUGCAGCAUCCCAGUGUAUCUUACGGUAAAUAAAAGUGAACUGUGUUUCCUUCAUUCCCCGCUAUUGAUGGAAGCCAGAAAUCCAGAAGUACGGAGUCACAUUUUAGUGCGGCAGAUCUAUCCGGCACUGGGGGAAACGAGCAGCCGUGAAUCUGCAGGCACGUCCUCCCGUCUAGGUUUGCCGCGUUCCUGCCCUCGGAGGUCUUUGGGGUGUAGCAGCAACAGGCGGUCGCGCUGAGCGGGCUGUUCUGCUCGGGCUGCCUGAUCCGCGCAGAGGCCACGCGCCGCUGCAAGGUCCCGCGGCGGAGUUGGGGGUCGGCGUUUGUGCGAACAGGGGAACACGCAAAAAGGCACCGUAUGGAAUCGAGAGGCUCAAGGGCCCUCGCGCAGUUGUGCUGCCACCGCAACAGGGCUGCGCGUGCUCUUGGGUUCCCGUUCGGGGUUUUAUAUGCAAAAGCUGGAGCUUCCCGCUGCGAGACGGCUUGCGGCGUGCCGGCUGCGGGGGCCGCGGCACCCGGGCAGGGGCCCGGCACGGACGUGGCAGCCGGGGUCAGGCACAGGCUUCCAGAACUGCCCUCCGAGCAGGCCAUCUCCUUCAAACCGGAGGCUUCUUCCCGAUCCGUUCUGGAUCCCGCGUCCGCCGCCGUGCCCCGCGCGCCGUCUCGCUCGUGGCUCCCGGCAGGGCGGGCGGCUCGGGAAGGGCCCUCGCCGCGCUGCCCUGCCGCCAAAGGGGCUCCGGAGCUCCCGGGGCGAGCGGCCGCGCCGCGGGGCCCAACUGCGCUCUGCUUCCCGCGGGCGGCCGGCGGGAUCCCCUGCUUUCACCCCGGAGUUCCUGCGAGCCGGGAAUGCCCGGAGGCAGGACGUGCCCGGAGCGUCGCUGCGGAGGCGGCAGGCUUUGCGGGGGGCGAGUGCCCCCCCCAGCAGAGCCGGGAUGUCCGGCCGCCGCUCCAAGCCGGGAAUUCCCAGCAGCAACCCUGAAAAUGGGCGUAAGGGCAGAAAGGGUGUCGCAGCGAUGGAUUUCAGGUUACCUCUUCUCCAUCGGCAGCUCGUUGGGAAAGACGGUAAUUCAGCCAGAGUGGUAGUUAAAUAGUAGAUAUUCUACACAUAUUAUAUAUUUUGUAAAAAAAAACAAAAAAAACAGAAUAAAAAUGCCUAUCUAAUACUUCAGCCCGCCCGUUUCCGGAUGACCGCGGUUGGAGUUUUCGUUGAACCGAGUGUGAAACCUGUAGGUGAUUUUGGAAACCAGCGAGCAGUCCCUCGCCGUCACCGCCGCACGGGUCCAGCCCGGCUCCGGCUCCAGCUCCGGCUCCCCGCGGCGCUCGUCCCGGGGAACGCGCCCGGGAAUCACUCCCGGCGUUCGUAGGCACGUUUGUAAUAGUGUCACGAGUGGAGAUACUACUUGCUGUGAGAACAAGUGUGUGUUGCACAAGCCGUACGCUACAGGCACAGAUUUCUGACCCAGAUCCUUCUGUUUUAGGUUCGGGGGGCGGGGGGGGGGUUAUUUUUUGUUGCUAGGACAUGUACAGUGAAGUUUACGAUUUAUUUUUAUUUUGCCAAAAAGCAUUUUCUAACAUACGACGGCUUUUCCUUUGUGCCCGGUGUUGCACCGCCGCGUGCUCCUUCGCUUCCCUGGGAGAAGCCUGUCCGGCGGCGCGGCCGGGUGUGCGUUCGUGUGUGCACCGCCGUGCGCUGGCGCGUGCCCGCGCAGCUGUACUUUGCGCACAAGCGCACGCAGGUGCUGCCGACGCGUGCGCGCAGGCAGCGAGCGGACGGCGGACGCGGGAGUCUCCGAGAGGCGGGAUGGCUGCAGCGCUUCGGCAUCGCCCCGUCCGCCCGCCCGCCCGCCACGGCGUCGCACACCCGCCGGCACGGAGAGGCCGCGGGGGCCGGCUGGCUGCGGGUCCCUACAGGCGAACUCUUCUACUCCAGAGUGGUUUUAAUUUGUCUCUGUACUUUGAAGCUGUGUCUUUGGAAAGCACUGUAAAUGCGACCCCGUACCGGUUUCCCUGUGUAUAUUUAGUACUCUGAUGUUGCUAUUAAAACAAUAUGAGAACAACAAAAA
Dromaius novaehollandiae (emu) is the source of this 8026-nucleotide messenger RNA. RefSeq names its product adherens junctions associated protein 1 (gene AJAP1). The transcript has 6 exons. Gene Ontology annotation, cellular component: adherens junction; cell-cell contact zone; cytoplasmic side of plasma membrane. Bases 145 to 1266 code for a protein of 373 amino acids. The record is from RefSeq and is a predicted model, not a curated record. Gene Ontology annotation, molecular function: beta-catenin binding. NCBI's taxonomy places the organism in Eukaryota, Metazoa, Chordata, Aves, Casuariiformes, Dromaiidae.